Panicum virgatum (switchgrass) is the source of this 972-nucleotide messenger RNA. RefSeq names its product BTB/POZ and MATH domain-containing protein 6-like. Lineage: Eukaryota; Viridiplantae; Streptophyta; Magnoliopsida; Poales; Poaceae. The record is from RefSeq and is a predicted model, not a curated record. The transcript has a single exon. The coding region runs from base 1 to 786 and encodes 261 amino acids. Gene Ontology annotation, biological process: protein ubiquitination. Gene Ontology annotation, molecular function: protein binding.
AUGGCGAGCCCCGUUCCGCCUCGGCCAUCGUCGGGGAGGCCGUCACGGGGCACAACAGACGGCUACUCGCGCAUCAAGGAUAAGCUCCCCACCGGCAAAUCCAUCCAGUCUCGCUCUUUCAGUGCGGGGGGUCGCCGCCGGUGCAUCCUCUGCUACCCCAACGGCCAGACCUCCAACUGCGCCAACUUCAUAUCCGUCUACCUCCAGCUCCACAAGAGUGCUGGAGAGCCCGUGAUGGCGCGAGCCAAGUUCGAUUUGCUCGAUCGGGAUGGGAAACCAGUGCCAUCAAACACCUGUACCACAACCCUGAGUGAGUUUUCCCCCGGCGGCUCAGGGUACGGCUUCUCUGAGUUCAUUAACAGGGAGUUCCUGGAGAAUUCGGAGCACCUCUCCAACGACUGCUUCAAGAUCAGCUGUGACAUCAUUAUUCCCGACGAGCUCCGCACGGAGAACAGGAUUAUUGCAGCACCACCGCUUGCUUCUUCUCUCGCAGUGCCACCAUCUUACCUAGAUCGGCAUCUCGGCGAUCUCCUCGUGAGCAAAGAGGGCGCCGACAUCACAUUCCAAGUCGCCGGCGAAGAAUUCAGCGCGCACAAGUUUCUCCUCGUGGCCCGGUCGCGGGUCUUCAAGGCGGAGCUGUGGGGUGCCAUGAAAGAGGGCGCCACCACCGGGGACUGCGUCCGGGUCGAUGGCAUGUUGCCUCAGGUGUUCAAGGCCUUGCUCCACUUCGUCUACACCGACUCGCUGCCGCGGAUGGAGGAGCAAGAGGAGGCCGUGAUGGCCUAGCACCUGCUGGAAGCGACGGGCAGGUAUGACAUGCAGAGGCUCAGGCUGGUCUGUGAGGAUAAGUUGUGCCGGCACCUUGACGUGAGCACGGCUGCGACCACGCUGGUGUUGGCUGAGCAGCACCAUUGCCAUGGUCUCAAGGAGGCUUGCAUUGAGUUCCUUGUAUCUCAUCAUGCGCUGGAGGAG